AUGAAAUUAAUUUUAAAUUUAUUAAUUUUCUUUGUAUUUUUACAAUUUGUUAAUGCAGCUCAACAACAAUAUCAAUAUGGAAUUAAUGGAGGAUAUUAUGGUUGGUCAGGAGAGAAACAAAAUCAAUUAUAUGUAGAAGCUGGCAUUCAAUCAGCCAGAAUGUUAUUCCCAUAUUCAUUCUUUGAACAAUGGGGUAUGAGAAUUCUCAUUGAUAACCAUAGUUUUAACAAAUCUCUAGGGAUGACUGAUUAUGUUGCUUUUCUCACCUACAAUCAAUCGGCAGGUGUCUACACUCUUCCAACAUCUCUAUACGAACCGAUCUGGAGCAAUGGACAGGUAAAUAAAAAUAACUUAUGGGCUGUUUUUAUUAACCAAUCUGUCAGUACCUACAAGGAUUACAUAACUUUACUUGAAAUUUGGAACGAGCCUGACUUUAUAAAUGAUUGGAGAUAUUCUCUUACUUGGUGGAAUUCUCCACCAACUGCACAACAGUUGGUACGUUUUGGAGGUGAUAUCUAUACCUAUAUUAGAUUACUAAGAAUCACAUAUGAAGUAACAAAAAGGGUUGCUCCAAGUAUCUAUGUAACAGUUGGUGGUUUAGGUUAUCCACAAUUCUUAGAUGCAGUAUUAAGAUAUACUGAUAAUAGUGCUGACGGUUUGACUGGUAUCAAUUAUAUUGAUGCAAUGUCAACACAUUUCUAUCCAUAUUUGGCAACCAGUAAAACUGAUUCCGAUUCCUACGUGAUGGCAUACACCGAACAUAUCAAUGCAUUCAAGAAUGUAUCUAAAACUAGAGGUUUCAAACCUAAAUAUUGGGUUGUAACAGAAACUGGUGUCUCAACAAAGCCAUUCGAUAACUACUAUGGUUCAGAAGUUCUCCAAAGAAAUUACUUUAUGAAGUUACCAAGUAUUUCUAUUAUAAAUGGAGUUACACAAAAUCAUGUUUUUGUAACUGGUGAUACUGAUAAUGAAUGGUUUGGUUUGUUUUAUAACUUUAUUGGUAAGGACUCUGCUAAAAUGAAGGAUUCUGCUAAAGCUGUUAGAUUUUGGAAACAAAACAUGUCCAAUAGAGUUAGAAGUGAUUCACAAUCCAAUUUGCUGGUUUCACAAUUACCAAGCAAUGUUGUUGGACAUGCUUAUGUGAGCUUAACAAAUUCGACCGAUUUUGUAUAUAUCAUCUGGGCAAAUUCAUCUACCUACAAAUACGAUGAAGAUACACCAAGUGUCAAAGUAACUUUGAAAUCAUCUGGUGAAUACAAACUCAUUGAUUAUACAGGAGCCUACUUUAAAUUAGCACCGUUUUCAAACAACUCUGUUACAUUUACAGUUGAUAGUACUCCAAUUCUAUGCUAUGAUACUUUCUCAACUCAUAAUGAAGAUCCUGUUAAUUCUUCAUCCAAACUAUAUACCAUCUUCACUAUUUCUCUAAUUGUAUUAUUAUUAACCAUUAACUUAUUAUUUAAUUUCUAA
This is a messenger RNA of Heterostelium album PN500, 1470 nucleotides long. RefSeq lists its product as uncharacterized. The record is from RefSeq and is a predicted model, not a curated record. Lineage: Eukaryota; Evosea; Eumycetozoa; Acytosteliales; Acytosteliaceae. The transcript has 6 exons. Gene Ontology annotation, molecular function: hydrolase activity, hydrolyzing O-glycosyl compounds. The coding region runs from base 1 to 1470 and encodes 489 amino acids.